This is a messenger RNA of Clarias gariepinus (North African catfish), 3309 nucleotides long. RefSeq names its product dystrobrevin binding protein 1b (gene dtnbp1b). NCBI's taxonomy places the organism in Eukaryota, Metazoa, Chordata, Actinopteri, Siluriformes, Clariidae. The transcript is spliced from 4 exons. The record is from RefSeq and is a predicted model, not a curated record. Gene Ontology annotation, biological process: platelet dense granule organization; neuron projection development; negative regulation of protein kinase activity. Gene Ontology annotation, cellular component: cytoplasm; neuron projection; BLOC-1 complex. Bases 1391 to 1984 code for a protein of 197 amino acids.
AAUCAACGGUCCCGGUUUGACUCAAACCUCAUAUUAUAAAUAGUAGCCAUAAAUUGAUGCAUCUGGUCAGCAACAAUACCCGAAUAAUCUUCACUGCAUACUGUAAUUCAAACGAUGCUUAGCAUUAAGAAGCGCAAGAAGCAUUCUUCACACCGUUACACCACCUCAAGUAGUAGCCUGAACUGUUGACCCAGUGUAGGCUGGAUCAGUAGCAGAAAUUUGAGAUUUCAUUUUUAUUUAUUUAUUUAUUUAUGUAUGUAAACUGUCCACUUUCAGUCAACUGAAGACUGUGCAGGUAUGCACAACAUAACAUAAACCAGACAAACUGUUCUUCUCCGACCCCUCUCAUCAACAGGAUGUUCCUGUCUGCAGAACUGCAUUAAAAAAAAAAAAAAAAAAAAAAUUCUCUGUACACUCUAGAGACUAUUGUACAGUUAUUGUUUUUUUGAAAUAUUCAAAUCAGGCCAUCUGGUGCUUAAAACUGUGCCAUGCAUCACUUUAACUGAUUGUUCAUCCAUCCAUCUCCAUCUAGGAGCCUCAGUAGUCCUACUGUAGGGACCGUGGACUGCUGUCUUGUAUUUAGUCCCAUUUCAGAACCUUGGUAGGACUCCAAUCAACAUUUACACACACUUUCAUACACUAAAUUCGGGAACACAGUAAUUCGGGAACUUUAAUUAGCUUAAUCUUUAGGAGUUUGGUACGGAGUUCCCGGAGGAACCCCAUCAAGCACAGAGAGAACAUGCAAACUCCAGGAGCACAGACCUAACGUGGGAUUCGAACCCAGACCCUAGAGGUAUCGGCCUGCUGCCACAUAAUUGGAAGAUUGGACAAGUGCAUAAAUGAUAUAUUGUCAUAUAUAUUGUACCCACAUUUAAUAAAUGCUUAUUAUAUCAGUAUGGCAAACAUUCAAUAUUACAAAGCUAUGUACUGUAUAUAGAACUUCCACAGUGUACUCAUUGACUUAUUAUUAACAUUCCUUAUUUCAAGUGUGCAUCUUUGACUUGAAUAUAAAAAUGCAACAUGUUCAUCCCGACAGCUUAUUUUAACUUUGACAGAAAACUUAGUAAACUGAAGUGAGCCAGGCACUGGGCUGAACGCUUCCCCGUCUGUUUUUUGUUGUUCCAGGGCUAUGAAUAGUUUUUCCGUAGGUGGUUCUUACUGUAUGAAAGUAUCUUUUUUGUCCAUCGGCUCACGUAUCUCACCCGAGUACAGCACAGGAAGUGCAGAUCUAUAGCCCACCCCGCGCACGCCCACGCCCCCACACACACAUACCCCCCCCCCACACACACACACAGUUUAAAAAACAUGUUCUAUUACAGAUAUACUGUAGCAAAACACAUUGCAACCUUGCAACUGACAGAGCAGAACACACAGGCCAGAUGCGCAUACUAUGCACACACACGCACACACAGAUAUAAAAACACUGGAUAUAUAUGUUGUAACGUGUCGAUUCGCACCGCAGCGCUACACCAGGAUGCAUUUAGACACAGAUUCAGCGGAGUUGGACUCGGAGCAUGCUCAGAAGGUCCCAGAGGCGGAAUCUGGACAGCAGCAGGUGAAGUUGAAAGAUAGGCAAAAGUUCUUCGAGGAGGCAUUUCAGCAGGACAUGGAGCAUUACCUGUCCACCAGCUACCUGCAGAUUGCUGAGAGGAGAGAACCAAUAGGAAGCAUGUCAUCCAUGGAGGUCAACGUGGACAUGCUCGAACAGAUGGACCUGAUGGACAUGUCUGACCACGAGGCCCUGGACGUCUUCCUGAACUCGGGAGCAGAGGACAACAGCGUGGCGUCCCCUAUACUGGAACCGGACGUGGAGUCGUUCGGAGCCGAGAUCACACUGCAGGUCCCGACCCAGGCCGAGCUCAGGCAUAAACUCGCCUCGCUCUCUUCCACCUGCACCGACUCGGCCAGCCAGGACACCCAGGAAGAGGAGGGCGAGGAUGAAGAUGAGAGGACCGGCGUCAGGGAUGAGAGGGAGAAGAUCUAAGCUGGACAAGAUCAGUCCUUCAAGAACUGUGGAAAUCGUAACUCGUCCACAUAGAUGAAUGAGUAUCGUUUUGAAAACUGUGUGCUCUGCCCUCUGUGUGUGUGUGUGUGAAAUUAUACAAGUGUUGUGUGUAAUCGGUAUUUUAUGAUCUCAUGAGGUUUUGUACAGAAUUCCCCUGGCAUGGCACAUGCAGCAUUUAUCUGAUCCUCUUAGCUGAUGAAUCCACCUGCUCGGAUUAUACAGAGCUUCAUCACCUGCGCCGUCAAUCUGAUUUUCAUUAUUGUUAAAUGGAACUGGUGACCUUGUGUCCUGUCCAUGAAGUCCCAAGACUCCCAGAGACACCAAAAUGCACCUUCAAUGACAUUAUCUGGAAACGGUUUACUUUCCCCAGCUGUUUUGAUGGUUUUCUUUUUUAAAUAUGUGAAGUUAAACCUUUGUGAAAGCCGCACCUUUUGAUUUUUUACACGCUGUUAAAAAUCAACACUUCUCAAAUCAAAGCAGGGUUCAGGAAGCACAGCCAGCAAGUUCCAGUGAUUAAAAGUCCAACCUAAGCUCAUUAUUAAUAAUAUAUUCAUUCUGAAGUUAUUACUCUGCUGGAUCAUUCACUUAAAGGUUCCUUAAUUUACUGUGGCUUUAACAAGAUAACACAGGUCUCAAGGUGCAUCUGUUAAUGGUUCAGAUAAAAUAAAAAUUAAAAACUCUCAGAUUUUACUUUUUUUUUUUUUUUUUUUAAUACUUUUAACUCAUGUGUCAGUUUCAGUGCAUUUAAAUGAGCUCAAGCAAGGGGAGCUUCUUAUGUGAGGUCACAAUAGGGGACAAAUGUACUGUAAUGAGCGAUACAAAAAUGGAAAAAAAGGUUUUUCUUGUUUUUUUUACUUGUGCUUUUUGUUUGUACAUCUCACUGUUUAAACAUGAAUAAAAAAUAAAUUUUCCACUUUAGUAACAUUUCUGUUGUAUUCUUUUCGUUCCUCGGCCAGAGCACACUAGGUCCAAUUUGAUGUUUGAGAUGAUUAGUUUUUGAGUCACUGAGGUUGGGAUCAAUAACUCAAAAACUAGUAAUGCCGUAAACAUCAAUCCAGACCUAAUAUGCUCUGUCAGAGGAAUGAAAAGAAUGCAGAAUGUUACACAGCACAAUGAAAUAUACAAUUCAACAGCUGCAAAAUGAUCGAGGACUAAAUGUUCCAGAGAGCAGGAGACGAUUCAUUUGAGUGACUUUGCAGAGACAUUGAAAUAACUGACCGUGGCUGAUUCAUCAUCAUAUAGGGCACUGAAACAUGCAGCAAAACACUAGUGAGAGGGUUGGAAAUGCGACUAGAGACCUUCGA